AUGCAACAAAGCGAUCAGUCACCGAUAUUUUCAUCAUCGUUACUUUCUUCACUUGAUAGAAAUUUGCGUGCUUGGACUUAUUUUGAAAGUGUUGGUAAACUUUGGUUGCAAAGUUGCUUGAAACAAAGUAUUAUUUGUGAUGAAGAGAAUACUGUAGAUUUGAAAACAUUAAGUGGUACAAUGCCUGGAAAGCAACAUGCUAGAAAUCCAACAUUUAGCAGUAAUCCUGACAGUCAUCAGAAUGCAUCAAAUUCGGGGUGUCUCCCUGGAAGUGCAAAUGCUUUUUUGGACCAAAAAGAACAACAAUCUUCGAAUUUAUCACAAGCAACAGAUUACUCAUUAACUCAUAAAAAUGAUUCUUCGCAGUUUAAGAACAACUCUAAUCGAUAUGGAUAUACUAAGUCACCUGGUCACUAUUCCCCCAAUACGGGUGGUUACUCUUGGCUACAAUCGCAAAUACAUCCCGCAGAAUUGAUACAAACCACACAACAUAUCAAUUAUGAUAUGCCACAUCGACGUGCAAGUAUUCUGAUGGGGCAACGUUCACUGAAGCUGAUUGAGGAAUAUGAAGAAAAAAAAUUAACAUUCGUUAAGCUUAUCAUUACAAUAUACAGUAAUUGGGGACUUUGGAUCGCUAAAUUUGCUUGGCCCGCUAUAACUUUAUGCAUACUAGUUGCUUCACUUUCUCUUAUUAAAAUAUUACGCACCCCGCAACGCAAUGAUUUAAAGGGUUACGCUCCAUUUGAAGCGCGUUCUCGUGUGGAAUACAACAAAUAUUUAGAUUUCUUUUCAAGCAACAGUGACGUGCCAGGAAUAGCCACAUAUAUCUUUGUUACGGCGAAAGAUGACGGAUCUAUGCUCAGACCAGACCAUCUUAAUGAGACUAUACAGGUGCUCGAUUUAACUUUAAAUAACAUCACGAUGUACAAUCCCAUCAAUAAACGUCAUUUAGCAUUCAGCGAAUUUUGUCACAAAUUUUGCUUAGCGAACGAGCCUGUGCGUCAAUUUUACAAUGCUUAUUUGGUACAAAAAGAAUACUUAAAAAAUGGUAGUCGUCCAAAUCCAUUCUUACUUCUGAAGUAUCCCAUCAGUACUUUAUUCGGUAGGAAUGUUAGCAUACAGCCGUACUUCUUUGGAAUUAAAUUACAUGAUCCGAAAAAUGACACUAUAGAAGAAAUAAACGAAGAACACGAAGGAAUCCAUGAACUCUUUGGAGAAAAUACUGAUGUGACGCUAUUCUCAUCCGAGAACAAUUCGUUUUCCGCAGUGACCAAUAUGAAGUCAGCAAAGAUGAUUUCACUGCAAUUUAGAGCUUUACACAAUAGCAACUGGAGCAGUGAUAAUGUCAAGCAAUGGGAAAUGAGCGUUGUCCACUUCUUCCAAAACUAUCAGUCAAAGCAUUUGACGAUUUACGUAUCGUCGACCACUUAUAUCGAAGAAGAGAUGAUUCGUGUCGGAAUAUCACUUUUACCGUAUCUAACAGUUGGCUUUGUCAUUAUGUGUACCUGCUCCGUAAUUACAGUAAUGAUUCGUGCAGCAUACAUGCAUCAAAAUAGCAUAUUUAAAAUUCUUCUGGCCAUAAUGGCUUGCGUGACGCCACUUCUGGGUUGCUCCACCGCAAUGGCGAUACUGUUCUUGUUCGGUAUGAGAUUCUCCUCGGUACUCUGUGUCGUUCCCUUCUUAGUACUAUCUAUUGGAGUUGACAGUUCUUACUUGAUGAUUCACGAAUGGCAACGGCUAACAAAGGAGAUUCGAAAUGGCGAGAAGAAAGGGGGAUCUGCUGGACACCGUAUUUCUGAGGUUCUUGGUGAGGUAGGCCCUGCAAUACUCAUUUCUGCGAUCACUAACAUAUUAGCAGAUGCCGUCGGUUGCUUUACAUCAUCACCAGAAAUUCGUUUAUUGUGUAUUGCUAAUUUAUUCUCCAUGUUUAUGGCAUAUUUAUACCAGAUGACAUUUUAUUCUGCAUUAAUGGCAGUUAUUGGAAAGUUUGAAAUUGAAGCAGAAGAAAAGGAUGAUCGUAUCACAAAUAUUGUGAUUGGGAAAGGUCAAGUAAAUAUUAGAAAACGUAGCGAGGUCAUUCGCAAAAAUUCAAAGUUCCAUGAUAGGUCGAAAUUGUAUAUUAGUAAAUAUAUAAAAGUAUAUGUGGAUAUUGUCACUCAUCCCAUAAUUGCAAUACUUGUCGCACUUGCUUACGUCGUUUACGUUGCGAUUUCAGUUUGGGGUAUUACAAGAAUGACGAUGAGUUUAACACCUCAAAAACUGUUUUUAGCUAAUUCUCCCUUAAUUAAGCUUGAAAAGCUACGUACCCGUUAUCAAUUACCGGUGUUUAUGAUAGUAUCUGUAUUUGUGGAAACACCUGGUGAUUUGUCUCAGAGGUCAAGACUGAUUUUGUUGAAUAAAAUGGUGAAUGACUUCGAGAAUGUCAACGGUAGCUGGGGACCAAGUGGUACAAUGUAUUUUGUGCGAGAUUUUGUCACUUUUCAAAAUUUUUUGCAUUCAGACCACGAUUAUGACUAUGAUUUGGAAACAAGCACCAAAGCACUUACACCCGAAGAAGCUCUUGUUUUCAACAACAACGAUCUAGCAACUUUCCUCGCAUUGCCUGAAUACGAUUUUUGGUCAGGUUUCAUCAAGCUUCAAAAUGUUAGCAUGGAUGGCAAGAAUAAAACUCUCAAAAAAUUCUUCUUCACUACGGCUUAUAAUGGCGAGAAACUUAGCACUUGGCAAGCUCGGCAACAACUGCUGCAAAAAUGGCGAGCUGUCGUCGACAAACCCAAAUAUGAACUAUUCCACGCAUAUGUUUUUCAAGAAGAUGCCAUUUUCAUGGAUCUUAUAGAUAAUAUACCAACAGAUACAUGGCAGUCUGUGCUAGGCACCUUAGUAUGCAUGGCUGUGGUAUGCUUCAUAUUUCUCAGAAGUUCACUUACGGUCGCCAUUGCUACCACCUGUGUACUAUCCAUUUGCAUUGGCAUUCUCGGAAUACUUUCUUGGUGGGGUAUUGAGUUGGAUCCCAUAACAAUGGCUGCGAUGGUUAUAUCAAUUGGUUUCACUGUUGAUAUUCCAGCCCACAUAUCGUAUCAUUACUAUAGAGCUUGUGAGAACGGACCGAAUGCAACACCCCAAGCUAGACUUGCAAACUGCCUAACGUCUGUCGGAUUUCCGGCGCUACAAGCAGCACUUUCAACCAUACUUUGUGUUUGCAGUUUACUGUUUGUCAAAAUUUACAUGUCCGAGGUGUUCGUGAAAACAAUGAUUACGUGCGUCAUACUUUGCAAUCUGCACGGUCUUCUGGUGUUACCAGCGGUUCUCUCCAUAGUUGAUCGAAUUACAGUUGCAGUAAGCCAUAAAAAAACUUAUGGUUCACAAGGUGAACAACUGAUACACAGACGAAUGGAGGAAGUAAGAAAGAAACUGUCCACUUUAUCAAACACAUCCAGACAUGGACUUAGUCAGUGCAAUCUAAAAACAGAUCGACCACCAAUUUUUUCACAUUUUGAUGCUGUACUUGAGGUGGAUUAA
Thelazia callipaeda (thelaziosis nematode) is the source of this 3519-nucleotide messenger RNA. NCBI's taxonomy places the organism in Eukaryota, Metazoa, Nematoda, Chromadorea, Rhabditida, Thelaziidae. The record is from the annotation of a GenBank genome assembly.